Penaeus chinensis is the source of this 354-nucleotide messenger RNA. Its product is annotated as histone H2AX-like. The record is from RefSeq and is a predicted model, not a curated record. Gene Ontology annotation, cellular component: nucleosome. The coding region runs from base 1 to 354 and encodes 117 amino acids. Gene Ontology annotation, molecular function: DNA binding; protein heterodimerization activity; structural constituent of chromatin. The transcript has a single exon. Lineage: Eukaryota; Metazoa; Arthropoda; Malacostraca; Decapoda; Penaeidae.
AUGCGAGUGAAGAAGGCCAAGAAAAGUACGAGCAAGGCGGCAGAGGCCGUGAAGCGGCACACGAAGCAGCAGAAGGCCGGUUUGAUCCUCCCGGUCGCCCGCAUCGAGCGCUACUUGCGGGCGGGGCAGUGGAACCCGCGGACGAGCCCCCUCUCGGCGGUGUACAUCGCUGCCGCCCUGGAGCACGUCCUGCGGCGGAUCCUGGCCCUGUCCAUGGCGUGGGCCGACGCCAUGCACCGCGUCCGCAUCACGCCGCUCAUCGUCGCGCUCGCCGUCAGGGCUGACCCUGAGCUCAACGCCCUGCUCGGCGACGCGAUGUUCAAGGACGCCCGCCCGGCGGAGUACGUCCUCUAA